This is a messenger RNA of Salvia miltiorrhiza (redroot sage), 707 nucleotides long. RefSeq lists its product as uncharacterized. The record is from RefSeq and is a predicted model, not a curated record. NCBI's taxonomy places the organism in Eukaryota, Viridiplantae, Streptophyta, Magnoliopsida, Lamiales, Lamiaceae. The transcript has a single exon. The coding region runs from base 17 to 556 and encodes 179 amino acids.
CUUCACAAAAAAAAAAAUGGCAACGCCGUUGCCAAAUCACACAGAGAAAAUAUUGGAGAAGAAAUCCAAUCUAAAUUCGUUUUAUGCCAUUUCUAUAUUGAUAAUCAUUUAUAUUUCGACAUCCUACAUCUUCAAUCUCUCAGCUUCAUCUCUGAUGCGCACCACCAAAUUCUGGUUCAUCAUCUCCAACUCCCUCAUCCUCAUCAUCGCACUCGAUUCUGGAGCCUUUUCUCUCUCUAAAACUCUCGUUUUUUUCGAAGAUUACACCAUUAAUUACAACCUCCAACCAAACCAGAUCUACCAUCACGCACAACCUCCAGAAAAGAUUAUAUGCGUAGUUUCUUCUGAUGAUCACGUGAAUAUUCCGACGACGCUCGAAGAGAAGGAUGAGAAAUUGGAUGGAGAGAAAUCUGAAUUCGAAGAAAAUGCAGAGGAGGAAGAAAACGAGUAUUCUAGAAUGUCGAAUGAAGAAGUGAACAGAAGAGUUGAGGAAUUUAUUCGAAGGUUUAACACACAGAUUAGGCUUCAAGCACGCACAAAAACCGACCACCCUUAGCCUCAAUUUUGUUUUCUUGAUAUGAACUGUGCUUUAAUUUUUUAAUCUUUCUGGUAAUAAUUAGUAAUUCGUGUAACGUGUUGAGAAAGAAGAUGGGUGCGUUUCAUAUGAAAGACUUUUUCACUUAAAUUAUAAUUAAGCAUCUUGUUAA